Messenger RNA from Mixia osmundae IAM 14324, 234 nucleotides. RefSeq lists its product as uncharacterized. Gene Ontology annotation, biological process: attachment of spindle microtubules to kinetochore. The transcript is spliced from 3 exons. Bases 1 to 234 code for a protein of 77 amino acids. Gene Ontology annotation, cellular component: DASH complex; mitotic spindle. The record is from RefSeq and is a predicted model, not a curated record. Lineage: Eukaryota; Fungi; Basidiomycota; Mixiomycetes; Mixiales; Mixiaceae.
AUGACGAGCCGAGUGCUUGACAACCCUUACGAGGAGCAGCAGACGAUCCUGCUCGGCAGAGUCAUCGGCAAUGUCGAAAAGCUCAACGAUGCCAUGAUAGAGCUCUGUACCUCUCUCGCGGAGAUCAAUACAUACAACAGCAACAUCACUGCACUAUCCGACAUGUGGUCGCACUACCAAAGAAACGUCGAGUUCAACUUGCGUACGACCGGUACGCUCGAGGAACCGCAAUAG